GAAAGAACUCUACCCGCAGAAAGUUUGAUACUGUCACCUGAUCUCUCUUAACUUCCCAAGAUACGCCGCAGCCAAAAUGUCAAGUUCAGAUGACUCAGAUAGCGGCAUCACAGCCUCCUCUGACUCGGAUACCGAAAGUAUCAUCAGCGAAUCCGAGGAAGAUGACGAGGCUGGCUUCGACGAGAUCGAUCAUCAGCUCUCUGAUAUUGAUGAUGGCAAUCAAGUUUCUGAGUCUGUGUUCCUUGAGGGAACCGAAAGUGUUCUCAACUUACUAUUUUUCGGGGGCGGCAGUCUCGCUGGAGCUAUUGCCCAUACUUCCGACACCAAUGGGACUACUCACCAGCCCAGGGCCCAGACUGCUGAUAUGUCAAGCCUAUUCUUGUACCUUUUUGUUAAACAUGGUCUAAUACUAGUUCCAGACACGGAGAACAACCUGGACACCUUGGAUCUUGGUGGUGAUGAUACUUCCUCGGAGGCUAACACAGCCGCGUCACAUACAGACCAGGGAUCCAAUGCUGUACGGGCUUUGGAAGCAAGCGUUUACCGGGACAUGUGUCGCGAUUAUUUAGACAUGCCUUUUCCAGCACAAAACUAUGGUACAACUUCCAACACAUCUACUCAGCUUGUUAAUGUCUCCCACAAUCCCGGGUUCUUGGGAUGGCUAGGUGGGCGGCUUCAACGUACAUUCUUUCAGCCGAAUGUAUAUACCCCUUUGCCCUCUCACUCGCACAUUCGCGUGCUUCUGAUCCAGCCUGGAGUAAACGAGGGCACCCUGGUGGCCUCGUUCGAACUCCUGGAUCUGAACGCAGCAAGCAUUCGCUUUGAAGCAAUUUCUUAUCAGUGGAGUGAGGGUGGUAAUCAGAAAGCGCCUAUGCGUCUUGGAGGUGAGAAAAUAUCUAUCAACGCGUAUCUUCGAAAUAUUCUACUGCAUCUUCGGCUCGAGCAACACAUUCGGGUCGUGUGGGCCGAUGCAUUGUGUAUCAACCAGUCUGACCACGAGGAACGCCGUCAGCAAGUCAGUAUAAUGCAAAGGAUAUACUCCCAAGCAUUUAGAGUCAUUGGAUUUGUUGGCAAGGACUAUACCCAUGCGAGUAUGUGCUUCAAUGCCAUCAAAGCUUUGACCUCAGCAUGGUUCGAAGUUCGGAAAAACCUUGAUCAGAACGAUAGGUCUUCGUCGUCAUCCGAUAACAUUUAUGGCUGUGUUCAGAACGAGGCUUCUAUGGGUAGAAUCGUUGAGGUAUACCAGAGUGGCUACUGGAAACGAUUAUGGGUGGUCCAAGAGUUAGUUUCCUCGCGCCGUGCGAUCAUUCGAUGGGGAGACGCCGAGAUAUCCUGGACUUUGUUGGGGCUCGCAACGACUCUGAUCAGGAACAAUAAGAGCUUGAUGACGAUUUUCAAUCGCGUCAGCAAGUCAAAGAAGUCUCCUGGUCCUUUCCAAGGAGGCUUAGAUGCUCGGACUGGUCUGAUGAACGCUUAUCUCAUGUACCGAAUGUCUUCGACUCAGUUUCGAGGCGAUUCGAUGUCAUUUUUGGAUGUCCUUCGACUGACCCGAAAUUUCGACGUUUCAGAACGUUUGGAUCGGAUAUACGCCAUCUUGGGCCUUCCGAGUCAACAUACAGGGCCAGGGCGCACCCACAUACCCCCAGAUUAUCGCCUGCUUCCAGAUGGGUUAUACAGUCGCGUCUUCUACUGGGUCUAUCAGACUCACGAGAAUCCCCUCGAAAUCCUCUCUGCAGUCCGGCAUACAUCUCUAUUUUACCCCGAUUUCCCAACAUGGAUACCACGUUGGCAUGUGAAACCGAUUAGGAGCAUUAGUAUCUCUCAUAGAGCCAGUAUGAAAUUCAAUGCGUCUGCUGGUUGGAAACCAAAUCCUCCGGCAAAGCUUGCUUGGAGCCAAAACGAGCGGUGUCUAAUCCUCCAAGGAUUUGUCCUCGCAUCUGUAACAUCUGCUCACCGAGUAUUUCCUACAGCAAACACGAAAGAUCGCCGAUCACGUCACAAGGGGCUCAAAAAGCAAAAGACGGAGCUCAACCAUUGGCUGAACGUGCAUGUGCGUAGCCAUAAUAGUAUAGAAGCUCGGUUGUCUCUCGUCUUGACAGCUGGUCAGGAUUGGUACGGUAACAUCUUGAAGGAGCAGAAGGCGAUGAAUGAGCAUAUCUUAUCGUUUGUAAAGUGGAGCCGGGAUUACUUCAAAAACGCGAAGCCUUGCAAUGAAGAGGCUGCUAGAUAUGGACAGGCCGUGAGCAACGUGUGUCGCGACCGACAGAUAUUCAGAGCGACGAACUGUUUGCUAGGAAUCGGACCUAAUCUUCUUCGGAAGGGCGAUCUAGUAUGUGUUGUUGCUGGAGGCCCGGUUCCUUAUAUUCUACGACCUUUGGGUGACGACACAUUUUACUUUGUCGAAGAAUGUUAUGUGGCUGGAUACAUGUUUGGAGAGGCCGUGUCGGAAUGGAGGUCCCAAGCACGGGCCUUGAGCUUGCGACGAUUUACUCUGAGGUAG
Molecule: messenger RNA, 2500 nt
Organism: Fusarium verticillioides 7600
Lineage: Eukaryota; Fungi; Ascomycota; Sordariomycetes; Hypocreales; Nectriaceae
Exons: 2
Coding region: 77-2500 (807 amino acids)
Source: RefSeq, a predicted model, not a curated record